CCGCCUGACUUCCGCUCAUUAUGUAAACAGGCAAGAUGGCGGCGUCCAGUGUGCUCCGAAGCGUCCUCAGCAGAACUCUAGGCAGGUCCAGGUGUGCUGGAGGAUUCAGGUGUGUUUACAGCUCUGCGCAGGUGCGUCCUGAGGAUGGACGCCGCUUGGCAUGCUGGGAAACUGCGAGCACACGUCAAGACAGAAAAACUAACUUCUACAAAAGAGGAGGAGACGGGGCUCUGUGGGCCGCAGUGGCUUUCUCUCUGUUUAGCAGCACUGAUGAAGACAAGAGGGAUGAAGCUCAGAGGAAGGAGGAUGAAAUGAUUCUGCUGCUAAAGAAAGCCAAGCUCAGUUUACAUCGUGGAAAUCUAUCUGCAGCCUCCUCAUUCCUCCAUCAGGCCGUUGCUCUAGCUCAUCAGACCCACAACAACCAGGCCAUCAUCUACACCUACAGCCAGAUGGCGAACCUGGCCUACCUUCAGGGCCACCUGGACAGCGCAGAGAAACUCUUCAAAGCAGCCAUGAGCUUCAUGCUGGCAGGAGGAACUCCAGAGGACGACAACGCUGUCAUUGAGAUGUCUCUGAAGCUGGCCACCAUCUACGCUGAGCAGAACAAAGCGGAGCUGGCAGAACAUGGUUUCAGGUUCUGUUUGGAGUCACUGGAGGCCAAACUGGAGAAACACAAGCAGCUGCCUGAGGAUGAGAGGACAGAGGAGCAUGAAAUUCUGAGGAGAGAUACCCACCUGCUGCUCGGUUUGUGUUUGGACUCACGCGCGCGGUACCGAGCCUCAAUGUUGCACCUGAACCAGGCUGGACAAGACUACAGGAAGGCCCUGGACAUCUGCCGCAGGGAGCAGGGAGAGACACAUCCCCAGACGCUGGUCCUGAUGAGCGACCUGGCCACCAUCUUGGACCUGCAGGGUCGUCAUGACGAGGCCUUGGCGCUGAUCCAGCAGGCGGUGGAUCUGAGCCUCUCCACGGAGCAUCCGGAUCAUCACAUUCUGCUGGGAAACCUGGCAGGAAUCCUGAUGCACACAGGCCGGCUGGAGGAUUCUGUUCGGUUCUAUCAGGAGGCUCUGGGUCGGGCCGCACAGGCGGGGGACCAGGCAGCCAUGGAUCAGAUCCAGGAGGGAUUGAAAGAGGUGAAGAAGAGGAGGAGCCAGGAGAGAAAGGAGCCGACAGAGGAGGCGGCACAGUGACUGGGGGGGGGGGGUACCGUGGUGCCGGUUCUCAGUGGUUCCGCUGACCUGGUGCUCCAGCAUGUGGUCCCAGCUGUGCCAAACCGUCUUCCAUCGUCUGAGACUGAAAUACCAGAACCCUGGACUUAUGUUUGGGUCUCUGAGCAUGAGGAGAUCCAGCUGUGUGUGUGUUUGAUGUUUGAACCAUUAAAGGCUAUUUGCUGUCUGUGAUGAAGAUGACGAUGAA
Molecule: messenger RNA, 1416 nt
Organism: Fundulus heteroclitus (mummichog)
Lineage: Eukaryota; Metazoa; Chordata; Actinopteri; Cyprinodontiformes; Fundulidae
Gene: ttc19
Product: tetratricopeptide repeat domain 19
Exons: 11
Coding region: 36-1190 (384 amino acids)
Biological process (GO): mitochondrial respiratory chain complex III assembly
Cellular component (GO): mitochondrial inner membrane
Molecular function (GO): protein binding
Source: RefSeq, a predicted model, not a curated record